This is a messenger RNA of Physeter macrocephalus (sperm whale), 1756 nucleotides long. RefSeq names its product potassium voltage-gated channel subfamily A member 6 (gene KCNA6). Gene Ontology annotation, molecular function: protein binding; delayed rectifier potassium channel activity. The transcript has 3 exons. The record is from RefSeq and is a predicted model, not a curated record. Bases 1 to 1584 code for a protein of 527 amino acids. Gene Ontology annotation, biological process: potassium ion transmembrane transport; protein homooligomerization. Lineage: Eukaryota; Metazoa; Chordata; Mammalia; Artiodactyla; Physeteridae. Gene Ontology annotation, cellular component: membrane; voltage-gated potassium channel complex.
AUGCGAUCGGAGAAGUCCCUUGCGUUGGCGGCGCCGGCCGAGGGGCGGGGGCCGGAGGGGGAGCAGCAGGGCGCCGGAGAGUUCCCGGAGGCCGGCGGCGGCGGCGGCUGCGGCGAGCGGCUGGUCGUCAACGUCUCCGGGCUGCGCUUCGAGACGCAGCUGCGCACCCUGGCGCUGUUCCCCGACACGCUGCUGGGCGACCCCGGCCGCCGCGUCCGCUUCUUCGACCCGCUGAGGAACGAGUACUUCUUCGACCGCAACCGGCCCAGCUUCGACGCCAUCCUCUACUACUACCAGUCGGGGGGCCGGCUGCGGAGGCCGGUCAACGUGCCGCUGGACAUCUUCCUGGAGGAGAUCCGCUUCUACCAGCUCGGGGACGAGGCCCUGGCUGCCUUCCGCGAGGACGAGGGCUGCCUGCCCGAGGGCGGCGUGGACGAGAAGCCGCUGCCCUCCCAGCCCUUCCAGCGCCAGGUGUGGCUGCUCUUCGAGUACCCGGAGAGCUCGGGGCCCGCCCGGGGCAUCGCCAUCGUCUCGGUCCUGGUCAUCCUCAUCUCCAUCGUCAUCUUCUGCCUGGAGACGCUGCCGCAGUUCCGUGCAGAUGGUCGGGGUGGGAGCAGUGGGGGUGGUGUCUCCGCAGUGUCCCGGGGCACGCCAGUGUCCCGGGGCAGUCAGGAGGAAGAGGAGGAUGAAGACGACCCCUAUGCGUCUCACCCUGGCAUCACCCCCGGGGGAAUGGCGGCAGGGGGCUCAUCCCCGCUAAGUACUCUCGGGGGCUCCUUCUUCACCGACCCCUUUUUCCUGGUGGAGACACUGUGCGUCGUCUGGUUCACCUUCGAGCUGCUGGUGCGCUUCUCCGCCUGCCCCAGCAAGCCAGCCUUCUUCCGCAACAUCAUGAACUUCAUCGACGUGGUGGCCAUCAUCCCCUACUUCAUCACGCUGGGCACCGAGCUGGUGCAGCAGUCCGCCAGUGGAGGCGGCGGCCAGAACGGGCAGCAGGCCAUGUCCCUGGCCAUCCUCAGAGUGAUCCGCCUGGUCCGGGUGUUCCGCAUCUUCAAGCUGUCCCGCCACUCCAAGGGGCUGCAGAUCCUGGGCAAGACGCUGCAGGCCCCCAUGCGGGAGCUGGGCCUGCUCAUCUUCUUCCUCUUCAUCGGGGUCAUCCUCUUCUCCAGCGCCGUCUACUUCGCGGAGGCCGACGACGAUGAUUCGCUCUUCCCCAGCAUCCCGGAUGCCUUCUGGUGGGCCGUGGUCACCAUGACCACGGUGGGCUACGGGGACAUGUACCCCAUGACGGUGGGGGGCAAGAUCGUGGGCUCGCUGUGUGCCAUCGCCGGCGUCCUCACCAUCGCCCUGCCCGUGCCCGUCAUCGUCUCCAACUUCAACUACUUCUACCACCGGGAGACGGAGCAGGAGGAGCAGGGCCAGUAUACCCAUGUCACCUGCGGGCAGCCUGCCCCGGACCUGAAGGCAGCUGACGGCGGACUUGGCAAGGCUGAAUUCUCGGAGGCCACCCGGGAGCGGAGACCCAGCUACCUUCCCACUCCACAUCGGGCCUAUGCGGAGAAAAGGAUGCUCACUGAGGUCUGAUGGACGCAGGCCGGGCCUGCACGGAAGGAAGACGCUGAGCAAACAGUCCCUUGGGGCUCCUGCCCAUCCUCCACUACUCGCACCCCAGCUCCAGGUGGCUUCCUGACUCCCUCCCCUACACCCAGCGGCUGGCGCCAGGACCACACCCCUGGACCCUCAGUCUUGUUACUGG